This is a messenger RNA of Spea bombifrons (plains spadefoot toad), 1461 nucleotides long. RefSeq names its product FosB proto-oncogene, AP-1 transcription factor subunit (gene FOSB). Gene Ontology annotation, biological process: regulation of transcription by RNA polymerase II. The coding region runs from base 343 to 1236 and encodes 297 amino acids. NCBI's taxonomy places the organism in Eukaryota, Metazoa, Chordata, Amphibia, Anura, Pelobatidae. Gene Ontology annotation, cellular component: nucleus. The transcript has 5 exons. Gene Ontology annotation, molecular function: DNA-binding transcription factor activity, RNA polymerase II-specific; RNA polymerase II cis-regulatory region sequence-specific DNA binding. The record is from RefSeq and is a predicted model, not a curated record.
CGAAGAUCGUGGGAGAUUUAAUAGGAUUUGGACUUUGUAUACAUUAUUCCGCUCGUCUAUUUGGUGUUUUCUUCAGGAGAUCAAACAGAUUUCUUUUCACUGGUUUCGGUUUUUCUGUAUUGUUUUCCCUUUACGGAUUACGCUGACUUCCAUGGAACUCUUCUGAUCCCCGAAUGAAUGGGAAUCCCGUAAGAAACUCUCCUUUCUUACAAGAAGAAGAUCUCUAUACUGGAUUUUAAUUUUUCAACCAGACUCAUCCUAAUUUGGGAUUUUUUCAAUUCCUUUUGUUAUUGUGGGGUUUUCAACCAAAAACCCUAGAAUUUGCCCACUUCAUACAAGGACAUGUACCAAGGAUACGACUCUUCCAGCUCUUCCCCCUCGGCCGAGUCUCAGUACCUGUCAUCAGUGGAUUCCUUUGGGAGCCCGUCCACAGCUGCCGCUCCACAGGAGUGUGUAGGCAUAUGUGAUGUCCCCACCUCUUUUGUCCCCACUGUUACGGCCAUCACCAGUAGUCAGGACCUCCAGUGGCUGGUCACUCCUGCACUUAUCUCCUCAAUGGCUCAAUCCCAACCUACGCCAGGGACAUCUCUUGAUCCCUAUGACCUACCAGGUCCCAGUUACGCGUCUCCGUCCGGAGGAGCAUACGGUCCUAAUCCGCCUGCGACCUCCACGCCAGGGCAAGAGGGCACACGUCCGACGCGUGCACGAGGCAAGAGGACCAGAGAGGAGGCAUUGACUCCGGAGGAAGAAGAAAAGAGAAGAGUGAGGAGGGAGCGAAAUAAACUGGCGGCUGCGAAGUGCAGGAACCGGAGAAGAGAGCUCACGGAUCGUUUGCAGAGCGAAACGGACCUUCUGGAGGAGGAGAAAUCCACCUUGGAGGCAGAGAUCGAUGAGCUGCGCCGACAGAAGGAACAGUUGGAGUUUACCCUGCUGUCCCACCGACCGACGUGUAAACUGCCAUAUGAGGACCCUGACCUGCCCCCAACAGACCCAGCUGCGUCCUAUUCCAUUGGAGGCCCGCUGGCCACCUAUGCCCCCCAACCGGAGGUAUCCUUCCCUGUCUGUUUGCCCCCGCUGCCGGACUUAGACUGUGUCGCCGGCGCGGGAUCUUACACCUCUUCAUUUGUGUUCACCUCACCAGAGGGAGGAGCAUGCGGAGCCCGGUACCAGCGCAGCAGCGGGAGUGAGCGCUCAUCCUCCGACUCACUCAGCUCCCCCUCACUCCUGGCACUCUGAAACAUAAACUGCCGUUCCGCUCAUCCUGUGAAUCAUUCAGCCGUGUGUCUGUCCGCACGGACCUUGUCCAGCUAGUCCAGAACCCUGGCUCAUCUUCUCCUUCACUUGCAUUCUUCAUGUCCGCUUAUUGUUCGUGGUCACCCAAAACAUCAUUUUCUUUGAACCGUCGCUUCUACCGUUUCUUCUGUUGCUUUUUUAUACAUUUCCAAAUAACGCUAAGCACUU